ACACGUCGAGCGUGUUUCAUUUCAAAAUGGAUUUUUCCGAUUCUGAAGAAGAAAAACUUAUAAACCAGGUUGCCCACCAUCCUGCACUGUACGAUGCAUCUCACAAAAACUAUCUAAACGCGAUUAUAAAAGAUAAUAUUUGGAAAAAUAUUGGAAAGGUGUUAAAUAAAAGCGACGAGGACUGUAAAAAGAAGUGGAAAUCAAUUCGUGACAGUUAUCACAGAUUUAAAAAAAAAAACAAAUUGGGCACUGGCUCGGCUGCCCUAAAAAAAACGAAGCAAAACAGACAUCUACAAUUGUUAUUUUUAGACAAUGUUCCACACCACAGAACCGGAGGUACCAAUAUAACUCCACCGCAACAGGAACUUGAUGUUAAUAAUGAAAAUGUUAGUGUUGCUGAACAGGAACAAGGUUCGGAUACGACUUUUCCAUCCAAUAAUAAUGCAGAGCAAAGUACUACUGACCAAGAAGUUGAAGUUGGCACCGAAGCAACUGAAGUGGUGCCUAAUGUUGUAAAGGCAACAACACCUAAAAAAAAAAAGAAGAAGAAAGAAGACAUAUUUUUGACAUUAUGGAAACAAAGAGACGAGCAGAGACAGGAACUAUAUAAAAAUAUGGUCAGAAAGAUAGAUGAUGAUAUUGAUCUAUUUUGUAAACAUAUUGGUGAAGUUUUACGUAAUUUACCACCAUAUGAAAAAGCAAAGGCAAAGAAACAUUUGGGUGAAGUUCUUUCGGACUACGAGAUUAUGGCAGCGAGUCACUCAUCUGGAAGGAACACAUUUUCAUCUCCCUCAAAUUCAACGCCAAGCUAUCGUGCAUCAUCCUCAGAAUUGUGCACACCAUCCCCACCACAUAGUCAACAUUUUGUACGAUCUUACACUCCUCUUGGUGCGAUGACAGGUUCACCAGAACUCGCCGGACAAGGCAACGCACCUCGUGAUUUCUACUUAGGUGCAUAUUCUCCUAUUAAUUCCGCGGCACCAUCACCAGGACCUUCCGGAAUAACUAGCGGACUAGGCUAUGCACCAGGGCCAGUACACACAUCAUAUCCAAUGAGUCCUGAGGUAGGGUCACCAGAACCCACUGAUUUAUCCUUUCAGAUCAACCAAAUCGACCGAGAGGAAGAUCAUAAUUUUGUCGACUCAGUCAUAACAAUGUUUAAGUAAUAAACAAAUAGACUCCCAAUUUCGCUACAAACGUGUCACAUUUUCUUUCUUUCUUUCUUUCAUUUUCAAAUAUAUAUAUUAUUAUAUAUAUAUUAUAUAUAUAUAUAAGUGAAAUUUUAUUAGCGAUUGUGAGUCUA
Messenger RNA from Trichoplusia ni (cabbage looper), 1303 nucleotides. Its product is annotated as transcription factor Adf-1-like. Gene Ontology annotation, cellular component: transcription regulator complex; nucleus. The coding region runs from base 27 to 1166 and encodes 379 amino acids. The transcript is spliced from 2 exons. Lineage: Eukaryota; Metazoa; Arthropoda; Insecta; Lepidoptera; Noctuidae. Gene Ontology annotation, biological process: regulation of transcription by RNA polymerase II. Gene Ontology annotation, molecular function: DNA binding. The record is from RefSeq and is a predicted model, not a curated record.